Podarcis lilfordi (Lilford's wall lizard) is the source of this 26476-nucleotide messenger RNA. The record is from the annotation of a GenBank genome assembly. Lineage: Eukaryota; Metazoa; Chordata; Lepidosauria; Squamata; Lacertidae.
AGACACACGGCUCCCUCUCUUUGUUGGACAAGUAGCAUCAUCAGAGUGUGAGGAUGGGCAUCUAUGAAGAAAGAGGGUAGGUUAUUACCUAUUAUUAUUAUUAUUAUUAUUAUUAUUAUUAUUAGCCUCUUGGGCUUGCUGAUUGUAAGGUCAGAAGUUCAAAUCUGCUCAACGGUGGUGAGCUCCCGUUGCUCUGUCCCAGCUCUGCCAACCUAGCAGUUCAAAAGCAUACCAGUGUGAGUAGAUAAAUAGGUACUGCUGUGGCGGGAAGGUAAAUGGUGUUUCCAUUCACUCUAGCACUUGUCACAGUCCUCCAUGAGCCAGAAGGCUGGCUCCCUCGGCCUGAAAGGAGAGAUGAGUGCCAUACCCCACAGUCGAAUUCAACUGGACUUAACUGUCCAGGGGUCCUUUACCUUUUAUCUAUUAUUAUUAUUAUUAUUAUUAUUAUUAUUAUUAUUUAUUAUAAAUUGGGUGUGUUUCCCUUCCUGUUGGAGAGGAGAGGAGACACUAGCAUGGAAUGUGUGUUAAAAAUUCAAAGAACUGGAUAUGUGAUUCCCUCAGAGCUGUGGGCCAUUUUUAUUCUUUAUUCCCAUUUAUACCCCACUUUUCUUCCAAGGAGCUCAAGAUGGUGUACACAGUUCUUCACCUCCUCAUUUUAUCCUCAGAACCCUGUGACCUAUAGACUGAGAGGUGGUGACUUGGCCAAAGGUCACCUGGUGGGUGGGGAUUUGAACCCUGGUCUCCCAGGUCUUAGACCAGCUCUCUAACUGCUACACUGCACCGGCUCUUCUAGUGGAGAUGGAAGUAGCAUGAUGAUCAUAGUGUAUAGGGACUGAGGGAAGAAGCUGAGACAGAUGUGUGCAAUAACUGUAGGCUGCUGGAUCUGAAAGAUGAGUGGAGAAGCAGCAUUGUGGGAGUCUGAGCUGGACAUGGAUACGUAGUGAAAUUGGGCCUGGAUCUGGACCUAAGGGAACCUCAAGUUAUGUCAAUAUAUUUUGUGUGAGGAUUCAAGUGCAUACCAGGAAAUUGAGGUUUGCACAACUGAAGUGCAUUAAAGCACUUUGUAACCAUAGCACAACAAAUCCACUUAAAAGACAACAAUGGACCUUUUGUGCAUCAAAAAGUGCAGAAUGAAUGUGUGACUAAUGGGAAGAUACAUAAACAACAUGGAAGCAAAUCAGAAUGAAUGCUCAUCAACCCAUGACCUCCUCACAAACAAAUCAGAACAAAUGCUCAAUAAAGCCCAGAUGCGAUCUAACCUUUGCUUUUUUUUUUUUAAUUUUUGCAUGCAAAUCAUGGUGAAUGUUCAAUAAAUAUGCCAUCUGGAGGAGUCCUUAACUUUUAAUAGUUCAUUCAUUAAAUUUGUAUGCUGCCUCCCUAAACCUGUGAGGGGUAAGCUGAGAGAGCAAUGCACAAGCUCUAAGGCAGGUGUGGCAAAUCUUUGGCUCUCUUGAUAUUGCCACACUACAACUCCCAUUAGCCCUAGCAAUCAUGGCCAAUGGGCAGGGAUUGUGGGAAUUGCCAUUCAGUAACAUCUGGAAGGCCCAGGUUCUCCACACCUGCCCUCAACUUUAUGGCCACCGCUCUGCAUGCUGAAUAAAAAAGGUAGAAGCGCAUUAGUGUGCCCAUGCUCUCAUCUCUGCAACAUAGGUCAGGUCAUGCUAUAUGUCAGUCUCCCCAGUAAUUGUCUCCUCUGAUUGGCAGUAGUUCUUGGGGAGUGCAGGACACCCUUUUCAAGCCUGAGGGCCCAAUUUCCUUGUGGACAACCUUCCUAGAGCCUUAAACUGGUGGUGAGCAGGGCCAGAUGCGGAAGUGGGCGGAGACAGCACAACCUAAUCCACCUCUGCAAAACCAGUCAGGAUGGAUGCUCCACAGGAGUGCCAACCUGAACAAAAUAUUGGGGGGAAGGCAGGUAAGCCCCAUCUUGCAUAAUGAUCACAAGAUGUGGUGCACACACACCAUUUGAAUGUCCAUUAUCUCUGGUGGUGGGAUGGUCACCUGAAAUGACCUUGGCCCCUAGGCUCCUAUAAGGCUCAAUAAGCAUAUUGUCCAGAUGUGCCCUGAAUCAAGGACAUGGUCUAGCUAAAGGUAAAGGGACCCCUGACCAUUAGGUCCAGUCGUGGCCAACUCUGGGGUUGUGGUGCUCAUCUCGCUUUAUUGGCUGAGGGAGCCGGUGUACAGCUUCCGGGUCAUGUGGCCAGCAUGACUUAAGCCGCUUCUGGCGAACCAGAGCAGCGCAUGGAAAUGCCGUUUACCUUCCCGCCGGAGCAGUAUCUAUUUAUCUACUUGCACUUUGACGUGCUUUCGAACUGCUAGGUUGGCAGGAGCAGGGACCAAGCAAUGGGAGCUCACCCCGUCGCGGGGAUUCGAACCGCCGACCUUCUUAUCGGCAAGUCCUAGGCUCUGUGGUUUAACCCACAGCGCCACCCACAUGGUCUAGCUAGAUGCUUCUAAAAUACCCCUGCUUCCUAUUUGGAGUCAGGAUAGAUCAAGCCAUUAACUUUUUAAAUUUAAAGCCUUCUCGCAAUGACUCGAGCUCUUAUAUGGCAUUCCCUUUGCGAGGGCUGAUGCUCUCAAAGUCAACAUCUCAAAACUUCUCUGGGAUAGAAUGGCAGCUUGCAUGUUUGCUUUUGGAAGCUGAGAUGUUCCUGAGGGUAGAAUAAUAACAGGGAGGUCUUGGUUUGUUCCAGGGAACGGGUUGAACCGAAGAGGAAGCCCUUUAGCUGGAGAACCAAAUGUGCAGUGUCCAACCGAGGACGUCCCUUGGAACUUGUUUAUGCUAGUAAGUAUAACACGGCGUCCUUUCUAGCAUCCCAUUGGAAACAUCCAUCAUUUUUUCUCUGGCAUUGGAUCCAGUAGGGGCAGGGGUAGAAAUGAAACUCAGGUAAGUCAUCUGGCUCCUUUCAGGAACUGAGGCAGAACACUAGUAUCAUUCCCAAGCCUGGCAGCUAGGAGCUGACUUAUGCAGUGCCAGACCAUUGGUCCAUCUAGGUCAAUGUGCCAACACUGGUAUCAGCUGUCCAGGAUUUCAGACAGCAUUGUUCUCUCAGCCCUGGAGAUGCUGAGGAUUGAACCUGGAACCUUCUGUGUACAAACAAAUGUUCUGCCGCUGAACUCCGCCCCUUCUGUGUUCCAUGCUCUUUAGUAGAGGUAAGGAAUGUCUAUUUUGGGGAGCAAAUCCUGUUCACUCUCUGCCACAUCCCUUCCCACCUCCCUCUCUCCCUCCCUAUCUGCCUGCCACCCUCUUCCCCACCAUUACUUAUUCAUCAUUAGUGUCAUCAAAUUGGAAUGAAGAAGCUCAAUCUCACCAAUCUGGUGCCAGAGGCUGACCACUCCUACUUUUUAUAUUUUAUUAAGAAAUUUUUGUGAGGCAGGGGUGGGGCAUGUUGUUUUGUAACGAGAACAGUUCUUGUCUUACAGAAGAUAUAUGUAGCUUUAUAAAAAUAGUAUAGUAGACAGACAGCAAGCUUUAAAACCCACUUGUAAAUUGCCUAUACUCGUACUUACUGGAAGAGAUGUUUUCAUCACAUUGAAGUUUUCUUAAGAUCUUGUGACCCAUGCCUGCUAACUCUGUAAAGUGAAGAAGAGGUUGUGUUCCUCUGGAAACAGGUGGCGAUGGGUGGAAAAUAACAGAGAAGGCUUGACUCAUCCAUGCCCAUCUGCAGAUGCCAGUUAAAAGUCAGAGCUUGCAGUUGCGAAAUGCCAGGAUCUGGUCCUGCCUUAAAUCCAUGUAUUGGACUCGAAUGUAGGAACCUUCAUUAUAUUUAUUUUGUUUCAUUUAUUUGUUUAUUGCAUUUAUAUCCCACCUCUCCCACACAAGGAGCUGAAGGUGGCAAACAUGGUUCUUCCCCUCUUCAUUUAAUUCCCACAACUUCCUCAUGGUGGAUUCACCUUUAAUUGUGAACUGAAACAGAUUUCUCUCCCACCCCUAGUGAGGACCCUGCUCUGGGAGCUGUUGGUGAAGGGUGGGAAAUAAACUUUUAUAUUUAUUAUCAUUAUUAUUAAGUUUGCCACCUUCAGCUCCUUGUGUGGGAGAGGUGGGAUAUAAAUGCAAUAAACAAAUAAAUGAAACAAAAUAAAUAUAAUGACGGUUCCUACAUUCGAGUCCAAUACAUGGAUUUAAGGCAGGACCAGAUCCUGGCAUUUCGCAACUGCAACCUCUGACUUUUAACUGGCAUCUGCAGAUGGGCAUGGAUGAGUCAAGCCUUCUCUGUUAUUUUAUAACAGAGCAAUACUUAUAGUCUUCUGGGCCUGUUAUACAUAACACCACUCCCUUUGUAGCUGAUAAGAUUCACAUAAUGGGCAUUUUGUCAGAAAGUCUAUUUAGGGGAGCUCUCAAAGGAUUGUUUUUAACACUGAUUCCUUUCCUGUCAAUAAAGCUCUAGAGUGACCCACAAUUUUGUGUAUAGGGUGGUAGAGGAUCAUGACCCUCCUCAUUAAAAUUGUGAAGAGCUGAUUAAUGGAUCCCUCCCCAACCCAGUUAAAAAUCCACCCCCAACAUCAGCUCUGUUAAUGACUUCAGCACAGAGACCCCUUGGUUACCGGGGAAAGAUUAUGCUUUGCAGGCUGACAGGCUGUCAGUCAACGAGGGAGAAAAGUUCACACCGGUCUCUGGAAAUAGAGUCAUUUAAUGAGGAAAUCUAUUGCUGCUUUACAGUUGGCAGAGUGCUUUCAGCCAUGCAUCUGUUUCCUCCAAAAGCUCUUUAGUGGUAAGUUUUUAAAUAAUUGCUUGACAGAAAUAGGAGGGGGAAUAAACCAAGCACAAAUUUAUAUCUAGUUCUGGAGUCAGGCUUCCAGUAUACCUGAAAGACCACCUCCCCUACACAGAACUGUAACAUCACUUAUAUAGAAUCAUAGAAUCAUAGAAUCAUAGAAUUGGAAGAGACCACAAGGGCCAUCGAGUCCAACCCCCUGCCAAGCAGGAAACACCAUCAGAGCACUCCUGACAUAUGGUUGUCAAGCCUCUGCUUAAAGACCUCCAAAGAAGGAGACUCCACCACACUCCUUGGCAGCAAAUUCCACUGUCGAACAGCUCUUACUGUCAGGAAGUUCUUCCUAAUGUUUAGGUGGAAUCUUUUUUCUUGUAGUUUGGAUCCAUUGCUCCGUGUCCGCUUCUCUGGAGCAGCAGAAAACAGCCUUUCUCCCUCCUCUAUGUGACAUCCUUUUAUAUAUUUGAACAUGGCUAUCAUAUCACCCCUUAACCUCCUCUUCUCCAGGCUAAACAUGCCCAUCAGAGGAAAUUUUCCUCCUGACACCACACCUUACAGAAUGGCUUUAAAUUGCUCCUUUAAAAGGACAAAUUCACAGAGGGUAAGCCUAUUGAUUGCUGGUUCCCCAGAAGACUCAGCUGGACACAACCCAGCUUUGCUCCUCACCCCCUCUGCUUGAGGCUGAUGGAAAUGGCACUGAUAAGACAAAUGCCAUCCCUUCCUUCUGACCUUUGACUACUCACACUUAAGAUUUCAGUUCUUUGAUCUAAUCUCCUUCCACCCUUCUUCUCUCAUCUUAUAGUUGGGGGGUUGAGCCCUAAGGGCAAUGUCAGUGGUGUGGAGUGUUACAACCCCCUGGAACAUGAGUGGAAGGUUCUGGGCUCCGUCUCAAGGCAUCGGACUGGAGUUGGAGUGGCUCCCCUCAAUGGCUCCAUCUACGCAGUGGGAGGCCAUGAUGGCAUGGUGUGCCUCAGCAGUGUUGAGAGGUAAUUCUGCCGUGUGACUGGGUUGUUUUAGACUUUUGUGGGGCUGGUGAUGGUGGGGCAAACUGGAAAUGCGAUGGGAAGGAGCUAACUGAAGAGGAAACUUCUGUUGACUAGGAUUUGCAGUUUCUGUGGUGGCUCUGCAUGUGGUUAUCCCUUUCAUUUGUGUAGAAGUAAGAAGGGCAAGAAAGGGACGUGGGUGGUGCUGUGGGUUAAACCACAGAGCCUAGGACUUGCUGAUCAGAAGGUCGGUGGUUCAAAUCCCCAUGAAGGGGUGAGCUCCCAUUGCUCGGUCCCUGCUCCUGCCAACCUAGCAGUUCAAAAGCACGUCAAAGUGCAAGUAGAUAAAUAGGUACCGCUCCGGCGGGAAGGUAAACGGUGUUUCCGUGCGCUGCUCUGGUUCGCCAGAAGCGGCUUAGUCAUGCUGGCCACAUGACCCGGAAGCUGUACGCCGGCUCCCUCGGCCAAUAAAGCGAGAUGAGCGCCGCAACCCCAGAGUCGGUCACGACUGGACCUAAUGGCCAUGGGUCCCAUUACCUUUACCUUUUAAGAAGGGCAAGAUGGCUUUGGGGCCUGCUUGGCAUUUUUCUUUUAUGUCCAUUCCCCCCAAACUACUAUACUGUCCUAUACAGCAUAGAGCACUGCUGGAUCAGGCCAAAGUCCCACUUAGUUCAUCAUGCUGUUCUAAUAGUGACUGACCACUAGAUGCAUGAAUUGGGGAGCAGGGACAUCUUGCUGCCUGGGGCAAAACAGAAAAUCCCCCCACCUUCUCCUCUUUUGCAGCCCCCUAUCUCCUUUCCUGCAGCACUCCCUCACCUCCUCCUCGGCAGCAGCCCCCCUUCUCUGCCCCCCACAUGCCAAAAGUGGUGAUGAUGGUAUAAAGGGCCAGAGAGAAGCAGGUGAUGAAUGUAAGUGGGCGACCACACAGGUGGCAGUCAUGGCAAGUGGUAUGCUUCUCAGAGGCCAGAUCUGCCACCUCAGGUGAUUGCCUUGCCUUGCCUGAUGGGAAGUCUGCAAAGUAGGAUCUGAGGGCAAUAGCACUCUCUUUCCUUGUGAUUUCUGGCAACUGGAGUUCAGGAACAUGCUGCUUCCAAUAGAUGAGGAAGAGCAUAUCUCUCAGGGUUAGUUAGUGGCUAUUGAUUUCAUUAUCCUCCAUUAAUUUAUCUAAUCCUGUUUUAAAACCCAACCAGGUAAGUGGCCACCACAGCCUCUCGUUGGAGUAAAUUCUACCCUCCAUGCAGGUAAGAAAGAAGCAUCAUUCGAGUUCAAGGACACAUUCCAGCCAGGCAAAACCACUUAAGAGGGUACAAGGCAAGACUGGUGAUGGCUGUAGCCUGGGGAGGAGCCAUAGGGCCGGACAGAGCGAGGCCUGGAGGGUCACAAUUGGGCCUUUGGCCUCUGGAUCUCCAUCCUUUAAGGCCCCCUUCAAGUCCACGAUGGUUUAACAAUAAUCUGAAAGAGGUCGAUGGAUACGCCAAUCACAUCCUUAGUGCAAGUGCUGAGUUCUCAGAAUUUGGCAGAUCUGAACCAUCCAGCCAGGGCUACUCAAUCAGAAACAUGAGAGGAGACUAAAGUAGUCGUUGAAGGACUGUAAAAUAGCUAUGACCCUAAGCAGGAGGAACAAAUAGGACUGACUUUCCAGAAAGGAGGGUGGCUUGGCCAUAAAUAACUACCUUCAUGAGGGGUCCAGGUGGUUGCACCAUUAGCAAUGCAGCAACUUUGGUGUAAUCUUUUUCUUAUUAAAAAACAACAACACAAAAAACUGAACAGAGUGUUGAACUUAGACCAGAGUUCAUAAUCCCUGUCUGUUGAGAAAGAAACUUUCUGGGUAAUCCUAGGCCAAUGUAGCUUAAUUUUCAUCUUAUUCUGAGGAUAAAAUGGGGAAAAUUGCUGUACCAACCUGAAGACCUUAGGGAAAGUGUAAUUUAAUUUAAUUUUUUAUUUAAUUAUGUCUUACAUUUGUAUUCCACCUCCCACCCCCACCCCAAGGAACUCAAGAAGGCAUGCAUGGUCCACUUUCCUCUCCAUUUUGUCCUCACAACAAUCCUGUGAGGUAGGUUAGAUGGAGAGAGUUCAACUGCCCCAAGGUCACUGAGUGGAGAUUUGAAGCCUAGCCUCCUAGGUCCUGGUCCAACACUGUAACCACUACACCAGAUUGCCUCUACACUAUGCUGACUUGGAGGAAGCGCUGAGAUACCAAUGCUGAAAGAUUUUAUGACAUUCGCAUAUUGUUUUGCAAAUUAGGGAUUGGUCAAUACUAGUCCUACUCAGAGUGCACCCUCUGAAAAUGAUGGAAACAAUACACUUAGAUCCUUUAAUUUCAGUGGUUCAACUCCCGAGUAGGACUGAAUGGGAUACAGCCUUUAAAUGCAAACUGAAUUUAAUUCAUCCCGCAUCCCAAAUCAUGUCUUUAAAUCCCCACAGCAUAGCUGGAAAUACUCUGGGGGAGGGUAAAGUGACCUGCCAUGGUUCUAGUGACAAGUGUCCCAGGUGUCUGCAGGGGCAAAUGAGUAUUUUGGUGCUCCCUCCAUAAAAGCUGUAUUUGUUUUUGGUAAGAUUUUCACUGCUGCAUCUCAUGAGUUCAGCCCUUUUCUCCCCAUCUCUCCAAUUUCCUCCUUAGUCACUUCUGUUUUCUGUUCCUUUUGGCUAACCCUGGGGACUCGCUCACUUUCAGCCUCACUGGAAUGCCUCCCCCGCCCCCCCCGCGACCAUGCCAAAAGGAGGGGCCAAGUGAGAACUUCUUCACCUGCCUUUCUUUUUAAAGAUGACUGAUUCUGAAGGGUGCUUGUUUGCCACAGGAAAACUCCCAAGGAAUGUGACUGGUCCCUUGUGACAACAUCAAAAACCAGUUUCUUGCUUGCUUGGAACACUGAGUGGGUAACGGGGUUGUGCUCCCUCCAGGGUGGAAAAGCUGAGCUUCUGUGGCUGGGGUGCUUAAGAACAAAAAUAUCUGUUUAAUGAACCCUGUUAGACUCCAACCUCUCAUUUAUAGAAAUGAGGCCAAGCUGAGAAUCCCUCUCUGCUGACAUCUUUCUCCCCUCUCUAGCUGAUUCAGAAUGAGCCCAUCACUUCCCUCUUGUUCCUGAGCUAUUUCUCACCUGAUUUCAUGCACUGACCUUAUUUCCUAGGACCUGCCCUUCAUAAACCACUGCCAUUAUAUUUUCUGUCUUUGGAGAGGCCUGUUUAACAAAGAUUUUUUUUUUUUUUUUAAAUUAGUAUGAAUUGUUAGUUUCCAUCAUACCACAGGGUACACCUUCCUGUCCUGGAGGAGAAAGCUGAUGGUGGCUGCUAGCCAUGAUGGCUCUGCUCUGCCUUCGCAGUCAGAGGCAGGAGUGCUUCUGAAUACCAGUUGCUGGAAAACACAGAAGCAGAAAGUGUGUUGUGCUUAGGUUCUGUCUGCAGGUUUCCCACAAGCACCUUGUUGGCCAGCGUGAGAAAAGGAUUCUGGACUAGAUGGGCGAGUGGCCUGAUCCAGCAGGCUCUUCUAGUGAUGUCUUUCAUUAUUUAAUCCAGACUAAACAGUCCUAAAGGGACUGGCGCUGUGGUCUAAACCACAGAGUUUAGGGCUUGCCAAUCAGAAGGUCUGCAGUUCGAAUCCCCGUGACGGGGUGAUCUCCCAUUUCUCGGUCCCCACUCCUGCCAACCUAGCAGUUCGAAAGCACGUCAAAGUGCAAGUAGAUAAAUAGGUACCGCUCUGGCAGGAAGGUAAAUGGCGUUUCUGUGCGCUGCUCUGGUUUUGCCAGAAGCGGCUUAGUCAUGCUGGCCACAUGGCCUGGAAGCUGCAUGCCGGCUCCCUCGGCCAAUAAAGUGAGAUGAGCGCCGCAACCCCAGAGUCAUCCGUGACUGGACCUAAUUGUCAGGGGUCCCUUUACCUUUAACUUUAAACGGUCCUAAACGUGUGCACCUUUUGUUGUUGUUGCAUGUUUUAAAUUGCUUUUGCUGUUCUUAUUUUCAAUCAGCUUGAGAUGAUUGCGUAACGGAAAUUACGGUAAUAAAUUGAUUGUGGUGGUGAUGAUGAAAAUGUUGUGCAAGAAAAUGAAAACAUCUUUACCUGGAUCCAAAAGGACUAGCAGCAGUUCUCAACCUGUGGGUCCCCAGAUGUUGUUGGACCACAACUCCCAUCAUACCUGAGCUCUGGCCUUGCUGGCUAGGGGUGAUGGGAGUUGUAGUUCAGCAACAUCUGGGGACCCACAGGUUGAGAAAGGCUGGACUACAGGCUUGUGAAAGGGAGUCUCUGUAGGGAGAGCAUUCCAUAACUGAAAUGCCAACACCAAAAAGAACCCCCCGCUGGAAACCACUAGCCAUACCUCCCUUGGCUGGGGGCACCUGGAAAAGGGUCGCCAAAGAGGAUUGCAAGGUCUGGGUAGGGACAUGUGGGAAGAGGGGAUCUUUCAAGUGUUUGGAAGGCCCAAAGGGCCUUUAAAAAGGCAAAGCCAGUCAGCCUCAAAGAUGGACUGGAAGGAACUGCAGAUGAUGACACAAAUCUGAUGGCAUAAAUAUGAUGAAAGCACCCACAGUCCUAGCAAACAACCUCAUAGCCCUAUUUUGGAGAGUGGUGGCUGGCUCCCCUUGGGACUAGCAGGGCUGAAGGCAGAGAGCCCAACCGCAGGUGGUGCUAGAGCCAAUGAGAGGUGAAGCCAACUCCAUCUAAUUUUGUCCUCUUUCCUGCUGAGCUCUGCAAGGGGCAACACUAAGACAAAGGAGCUGACAGCAAGUUGCCACCUCUUGGACCAGUUGUAAGGAAGGAGGCAGGCAGGGAGCUGAGGACAGACUCAGGCUGGUGGAGCAGUUCCCCAUUUGUUCCUCAUCUGGGCCUAAUGGCCCAAGCCUCCACUGCUGCUCCCCCCUCAAACUACUUCACUUCCUUAAAGGUAAAGGGACCCCUGACCAUUAGGUCCAGUCGCGGACGACUCUGGGGUAGCAGCGCUCACCUCGCUUUAUUGGCCGAGGGAGCCGGCGUACAGCUUCCUGGUCAUGUGGCCAGCAUGACUAAGCCACUUCUGGCAAACCAGAGCAGCACACGGAAACCCCGUUUACCUUCCCGCCAGAGCAGUACCUAUUUAUCUACUUGCACUAUGACAUGCUUUCGAACUGCUAGGUUGGCAGGAGCAGGGACCGAGCAACGGGAGCUCACCCCGUCGCAGGGAUUCGAACCGCCAACCUUCUGAUUGGCAAGCCCUAGGCUCUGUGGUUUAACCCACAGCAGUGGCGUAGCGUGGGGGGUGCAGGGGGGGCCGGCCGCACCGGGCGCAACAUCUGGGGGUUAGGGUUAGGGGGCGCAAAUCCACGGGUUAGGGGGCACAAAUCCACGGGUUAGGGGGCGCACGGGUUAGGGGGUGCUGACAACCCACGCUACGUCACUGACCCACAGCGUCACCUACGUCACUUCACUUCCUUAGAAACAUGUCAAAUCAGUCCUGCUGCUUUUGGAGGCCCUCCUCCUCCUGAGCUGAGUCCUAGAUUUCUGCUCCCAAAUCCUGCCCCAAUGGUGCCAGAUCUUCUCAAGUGGCUUUAAAAUGGAAAAUCUCAAGAGAAGGGAGCAGAUGUUUUUUCUGUCCAGCACACAUGCAUGCAAACAUAUGCAUAGAGAUGUCAAGGCAGCAGGUGAGAAAUAAUAUAUGGACCCUUUCCCUUUCCCUCGUUGCAACAGAGUUUUGCCAGCAGCAUCCAUCUCAUCAGUGGAAUGAAUGUUUUUUCAAAACAGGCCGUCCUUGGCCUCCCCUGCGCCUCUUUAGCCACCCACGUGAUUACUGCUUCCUCUGAUUGAUAGCUUUGACAACCUAUUUACUAUGUGAUAUUUCUCGCUAAAGGCAAACUCAGUGCCUCUGGCUCAUUUUGCAAGUGUUGCCAGGAAGGGAGGGCUGGAAUCCCACAGCUAAAUAUAUGCUUAAUUGAGUGGGCAGGGGGGUGCCAGUAAUGCGUCAUGCCGUAUUUGCAGCCUGCGGUUGGCUUCAGCAGGCUGCCUGUCUCCCAAAAGAGAUUGCUUUACUGCAAGGCUAGCUCAGGGUCCAAUGAUGUAAGACAGAAGGAUAGCUGGGUUAAAAAAAAUUGUUGCUAUCUCUGGUUGCUAAGUCAGGUUCUUGGCUAUAUGGAGGCACUUGCUUAGCCUUAGCAUUGCAUUGGAACGUCCUUACAUGGCAUGGGUGAGUGGUCUUCAUCUGGAUGAGCGAGACUCAGCCCCACCAAGCACACUUUGCCCAUAGCCAGCCCACCUCCUUACUUAUAGCCAGUCCAGUGGGCUACAGUGGUACCUUGGGUUAAGUACUUAAUUCGUUCCGGAGGUCCAUUCAUAACCUGAAGCACCACUUUAGCUAAUGGGGCCUCCCGCUGCCACCGCCACCGCACGAUUUCUGUUCUCAUCCUGAAGCAAAGUUCUUAACCCGAGGUAAUAUUUCUGGGUUAGCGGAGUCUGUAACCUGAAGCGUAUGUAACCCAAGGUACAACUGUAUUGCCCUUCUUCCUCUUUUAGCUUCAGUGUUUCUUUUGUAGAACUCCUAUGGAAACUGUUAUGUACGGUGGAACCUCCACUCACAUAUGAAAUCCGUUCCAAAGGUCUGUUUGUGAGUCGAUCUGGGUCGCUGGUAGAAGCACUAUUCUGCGCGUGUGCAUUUGGCGGCAGUGCUAUUCUGCUCAUGUGCAGACGGCAGAAGCUGCUUCUGCACAUGCGUGAAUCACGGCAAACCUAGUAUUUACUUCCAGGUUUGUCACAGUCGCAAGUCGAAUUGUUCACGAGUAGGGGCGAUGGUAAGUCGAGGUUCUACUGUACUAAGCUUGGAUCCUAGAACAAUAGGCAGGUAGGAUUCUGGAAGGCAGCAACCUGAUUGGUCUGCAGGAGCAGCCCAAUCAGGCUUCAAGAGGAAGUGAAUCAGCAACUGGAUUGGCCUGCAGGAACAGUCCAAUCAGGCUCCAGGACGGAAGUUGAAUCAGCCAAUCACACGGGACCCAUUGUGUACAUAAUGUAUAUAUAGCCAGAGGUUUUAGGGAAAAGCACUCACUGUUUACCAUGAGCCGAAAUAAAGAGCAUGAAAUCAACACUCAACUCUGAGUAUAUUUUGGCUGGUUCUGUCUCUCAUUGGCUGUGGUUGUCAUUAGCUCCACCUUCUGUGGGCAUCCCUGCCUUCUGCCCUCCUGCUCCCAGUGGGCCUUCAUGGUCUGCCUUAGCAGCUUCUAACUCUGUUCCAAACCAUAUAUUCCUAGCAAAUACUUUCAAAGACUCAAAUCUUUGUUUAGAAAAUGCCUUUGAGGGUCUUAAACCCCUAGAAUAUCCAUGCAGAAAAUAAAGGAAGGAGGAUUUGGGAUCCCAGAUUUAGAACUAUAUCAUCAUGCCUAUUUACUGUCAAGUACACAGUUCUGGAGAUCUGCAACCGAUAAUAACUGUCCAAAUUAGGCAUCCCUGGAAUACUCUUACGUAGCACCUCUGCAAAGAUGUGUAGCACUCGGUUCUAAAUACAUCAAUACUUGAGAUGCCAUUGAAAGAAUUUGAUCAGUUUGAACGAUACAGCACCACGUAUGUCUUCACGAGUACAGUUUCUUGUUUCUUCUUUUUUUUGUGUCUUAUCUUAUCUCUGUGCACUUGCAAUUUUGUACUUUUUGUUUUUCAAUAAAGAAUGUAAACUAAAGAACAACAACACUGCAACUCUGUUUCAUCUUCCUUCUUGUGCUGCUGAAGGUACGAUCCUGAAAUCAACGAGUGGAGGAAGGAUGUGGCGCCGCUUCGUGAACCCAAGCAGGAUGCGGCCGUGGCUGAGCUAGGAGGCUACUUGUACUGUGUCGGUGGCUACGAUGGGCUCCUAUGUGUCAAUACCACUGAGAGGUAAGCUGCAUCCAAUGGAUGCCCUUUGGGUGUGAUGAUGGCAAGAUGAUGAUUGUUCUUGUACAUUUGUUCAUUUAUUUGGUUUUCGUUAAAAAGAUAAACCAGUGUCCACCCUGCCUUUCGAAUAGAGAUUUUCCAGUGGGACUUAUACUGAAUCAGUCCUAAAAAGAAACGAUUAAUUAAAUGGAACACUAUGAACUUUUGAUACCAAUAAUUAUUUAAUGGUCCCUUUUCUUUAUUGAUUAAUUUCAUAUAAUCAGUUUGGUGAUCUAUAUAGCUGCAUGUACGUUUAGUAAGUACCGGUAUGUAUUUAACACCAUUAAAAAACCCCACAAUCUUCAUAUUAUAAAGGAGCUUUAGUGCACUAGAAACUUUUAAACGCUCCUCUGUUGUCUAGAAAUGCGCCAUUACUGUUAUUUUGUUAUGAUGUGGUGGUUGUUAAUUAUUUCUUAAUUCACCAUAGAGCUCCAGAUAAGGUUACAACAGUGUAAAAAUACAAUAUUAAAAUUAGUUCAAGUGUGUAAUCAGAAGAAUAGGGUGGGUACACACACACACACACACACACACACACACACACACACAAUAUCAAAGAAGCCUUUGUCAUCUUCAGCAUAUGACAAAAGCUAUACAACGAAGAUGCCAGAUGCACCACUGUGUGUAAGGAAUCCCACAGAUUUGGGGCUGCUACAGGAAGUUUCCAGACUCUCAAAUUUUACUUCUGUGGACCUUUGUUAAUACUCAGUAACCUUUGACAUAUUAUAUGCAACUCAUAUAACUGUGCUUCCCAAUUAACAACAUGAAUGUUGGACCAUCUCAAGUAUUUGGCAUAACCAAGUCUAGUGGCAACAGUCAUCUAUAAUAUUAACUCUCUUAAAUAUGCAGGUACUUUCUUUGCAUAAGUCAAUACCAAUAAAUUAUAUUCUGUUUGCAUCCAUCUUAUUCUUUCUAUUGCAUCCUUUGUGCCCUUUGACACCCUCCGUCCAGUGAAUUAAACACUGGUUCAAUUGUUUCUAAGCAUUUUCACAAUUGUAUAUUUGUCUCUAGAUAUGAUCCACUACUCAACAGGUGGUGCAAGAUGGCACCUAUGAAUCGUUGCCGGAGGGGCCUAGGCUUGGCAGUACUGGAUGGCUACUUGUAUGCUGUUGGAGGAUCUGAUGGCUACACUACAUUACAUUCAGGUAACAAGAAGCUCUGGUUGUAGACAGGAGUCUAAAGAGGAGAUGCACCCCCCCAAAAAACCCACCCUCCAACUGUUAGGAAAGAUUGCAGCUUGGAUGCAUUAGAUUGGAAUGAUCACUUACAGUUUCUGGAGUUCAAAGGCUUUAUUCAUGCAGAAACAGGUUCAUCUGGGCAAGAACUAUUUACAGGAUGAGUAGAGGUGAAAGAGAGAAAUAGACAUCUUGUCUCAACAUGUUGGGAGAGAGAAAAAACCAACUGGAUCAGCUUUUAGGGGCAGAAUUCACUUAGACAGAGACAAUGCAACCAAGUGCUGGAUAGAUUGAUAGACAAACAGUGCCCUCAUGUGGUUUAAAGUAACACAUACAUUAACAUGAAGCUCAGUGAGAAGGAAUUGUAUUUGGUUUUUCUCCAGCAUGAAUCAGCAAGUGUAAACUAGAUCUCUGUGGCUGUUGCUACUGGUUGCAUACAAAUUGGCAAAUAUGCCAACUUUGGUUUCUCUCAGGUUCUCAUUUCUCCAGUCUUAAUUCAGUUCUCUGCAUUUCCAUGUGAGUGUGUGAUUUUUAUUUUUAAAGAUGAAAAUUCAUCAGCAUUUUAAGUUUGAGUUUCUCCGCAUGUACACAUUUUUGUGUGUGUGAUUUUGCCUAAUAUACACAUUCUUGCAAAGUGGUUUCUCCAAACACACUUUUUGUAUGUUAUUGUCAUAAAAAUAUGCAUCCUUUUAAAGCACACUUUGUACCACCAUAAGCAUUUUUGUACACCACUGCUUGGCUGGAGAAUGGCAUUGCAAAAUCCAAAGAAGUGCAAAUUUCAAAGGAGAGCUGUGUUUGCCUAUUGUUUCAGAAAGUGUGGAUUAGAUAGGUUUGCCUUCAAAUGUAAGCUGAGUCUAAUUUCUCUCUCAUCCCUAACUGGCCCCCAGUGCUGAAGUCAGUGGUGAUAUCCAGUCCUGAGAGAGCACCACAUGCACACUGGAGCAAAUGUGAAGCUUUGAAUAUUUACACUAGAGCUUUCCAAACUGGGUGUCAUGACACGUUAGUGUGUCAGCUGUAGUGUGUAGGUGUGCCGUGCAAACGCUCCCUGCUCUCCUCCCGGAAAGGGGUUAGUUUAACCUCCGGUUUGCUAGUAAUAGUGAAUUACUGUAUUGCAAAAUGAUGCAUGUCUAAACAGUGUGCCACCAACAUGAGAAGGUUUGGAAAGCUCUGAUCUAGACUGUGGCUGCAUUCACAUGGUAGUUUUUUUCUGUUUCCCUGACGUUUCCCUAGCUAUUAAUUUUCACAUUAUUUUGGGGGGUAUAAAAGCCACUUCCAGAAAUCUAGCGGAACUUAGUGGAAGCGCGCCCCCCCCCCCCUUGCAUCUUCCUUAACCUGGAAAAUUUUUGGGAGUGAAGUGACAACAGUUAUUUCCUGUUGUUUUUAUGGGAGAACAGAAGCACACAUGUGGACAGGGAAUGCUGUUUAGCAUUGCUGUUUAGUGAUGUUUGUUGUUGUGUCACACCAUGCCCAGUGACAGAACUUCAUACUCUGGCACUGGGGGAGGUGGCGGACAGCAGGCGGGGGCGCACGUCCUGGGGGCAUGGAACGCCACCUGCAGGGGGCGUGGUGUGCCACCUGCGGGGGCGUGGCACCCAGCAGAGGCAGGGGGGCAGCCGCAACGGCAUCCCACUGGGAUUGCACUGCCAGGGGUGGUAUGCUGCCCCCUCACUCCUCUUCCUAUGCCAGUGACCAUGCCCACAAGUGUGAAUGAUAUUUAGUAUGGCAUGCCGGCACACCAGUCAAAAAGCCACACUUACAUUACACCACAGGUACUGGGCUGCCAAAGGAGCAUGAGAAAACAGGGAAACUAAUGCAAUAGUUCCCAUUCCUGAAUGCACCCUGUGUCUCAAUUUUAUUGCCUCCUCCAGUGGAGCGCUACAAUCCCCUGGAAGACAGAUGGACUCCCUGCCCUCCCCUGAAGACCUGUCGAGAGAACCUGGGUUGCGUUACCUUUCAAGGCAAGAUCUAUGUGGUUGGCGGGAGAGAUGACCUCACUGAGCUGUGCAGUGUUGAGCGGUUUGAUCCUCUUGCCAAUGAAUGGUCUGCUGUCACGCCCAUGAAGUCAAGAAGGAGCAAGGUAUCAGUGCUGUGGGAACUCAUCACAGCAACGUCUAAACUUAUUUCAAUGCGUUCCGAACUUGUAGGAGUAACUCUCCAGCAGACCAUAGCGAUCUACUGGGUGCAUAAGGGAUGGAGCUGUUUACUCCCAAAUGAGUGUGUUUAGGAUAGUGGCCUAAACCUUCAAUCGAUUUAGGCUGCCAUCCCAGUGUUCACCUACCUGUAAGCAAGUCCCACUGAACUCAAUAGAUAUGUAUAGGAUUUAUAUUUAUAUUGUAGAUAGGUAUAGGAUCAGACUGUUGCUUGAAACGAUACUUGCAGCUCUGCUUUAUUUAUUUUUUAUCUGUCUUCUUGGUUUCAUGACUAGAUCAACCCAUGACAGAAUGUUAGGAAGAUGGGCACACUCCUCAGAGUCAGACCCUUGGGUCUAUUUGGCUCAAUAUUGUCUGCAAUGACUGGCAGGGGCCCUUCAGGAUUUCAGACAGGGGUCCUUCUCAGCCCUGUAUGGAGAUGCUGGGGACUGCACCUGUUGCUCUACCACUGAGCUGUGGCCCUUCCCCUUAAAAUGACAGGAUUCUGCCUUAUACCAAGUGAGGCCGCUGGUCCAUCUCACUGGUCAACAACAAAUUUGUUGUCUGUGUUUUUUCAGAUGAUUUAGGAUGAAUCUGAUGCGCUGAAUCCAAAAAUCACAUUGGUUUUGCUCAGUCAGGUCAAGUUUUUGAGCUAUGGCCACAUGUCAUUUUUUUACGUUUUUGUUCACAUGUACGCUUGUGUGGUGCAUUUUGGAAGAAGUUGGUGGGGAUAAAAUGCCAUGUAGAAUAAUUGUUUUGAUUGGAAAUGAUUAUUUUAAUGACAAGAAGUAUUCAGGUCCCAUAGUUCUGGGUGAUUAUGUUGAAAAGGGAUCAGUUUGAAGUCAUAAAACCUCAAAAUCUUCCAUAAAUUGGUGCGGCAAAGCAUAAAGUUAUUUUGGUAUUAAACUUGGUGACCAGGAUAAAGCUUGGGUGCCACACAUGGUGUGCAAGGCGUGCACCGAGAGUCUACGUGGGUGGACCAAUGGCAAGAGGAGUCUGAACUUUGGAAUUCCCAUGGUUUGGAGGGAGCCGACAAACCAUGUCACUGACUGCUACUUCUGCACUGUUGAUGUGACUGGGAUCAACAGAAAGAACCGGAGCAGCCUCAAGUAUCCUGAUCUUCAAUCAGCACGUCGUCCUGUAGCUCAUUGUGAUGAAAUUCCAGUGCCUAUCUUCGGAGAACUUCCUGACGUUAGUGACGAAGAUGCCUCCAGUGCUGAAGGACAUGAAGAAGAAGAAGUGGUUCUUGAAGAUGAUGCUCCACAUCCAUUUUCCCAAAAGGAGUUGAAUGAUCUAGUUCGUGACCUCAGCUUGUUAAAGGACUCUGCCGAACUGUUGGCAUCCAGAUUGAAGGGAAAGAAACCUCCUCUCUGACAGUGCUCGCAUCAGCUUCUUCCGCAGCAGGCAUCAAGAGUACCUCCGUUUUUUCUCGGAAGAAAAGGACUUGGUGUACUGUGCAGAUAUUGUGCAGCUUCUGCUCAAGCUUGGAGUGCCACAGUACGAACCCAAAGAUUGGAGACUGUUCACUGACAGCAGCAAGCGAUCACUGAAAUGUGUUCUGCUACACAACGGCAACCAGUUUGCCUCUAUACCCCUGGCUCACUCGACUACACUGAAGGAGAACUAUGAAGCGGUGAAGUAUGUGCUGGAGAAAAUUGGUUAUGAUCAGCAUAAGUGGUUUAUUUGUGUUGUCCUGAAGAUGGUGAACUUUUUGUUGGGACAACAGUCUGGCUUCACCAAGUACCCAUGUUUUCUGUGCAUGUGGGAUAGUAGGGACCGUGCUCAGCAUUACACAAAGAAGGAUUGGCCUGUGCGGGAGGAAUUGGUGCCUUGCAAAGAAAGGAACGUCAUCAACGAGCCUCUGGUGGACAGAGACAGAAUACUCUUCCCACCGCUGCACAUCAAGCUCGGCUUAAUCAAGCAGUUCACCAAGGCUCUGGACAAGGAUGGUGACUGCUUCACUUACUUCUGCCAGGCUUUUCCCGGAUUGACCAUGGAGAAGUUGAAAGCUGGCAUCUUUGACAGUCCUCAGAUCCGUCAGCUCAUCAGAGAUACAGAGUUCGGAAACUCAAUGAACGAAGUGGAACUGGAAGCGUGGAAGGCAUUUGUUCUGGUAGUGAAGAACUUUCUUGGCAACAAUAAGGCCAGAAACUACGCAGAACUUGUCAACAACAUGCUGACUGCUUUCAGAAACCUGGGCUGCAACAUGAGCGUCAAGAUGCACUACCUAUUUUCACAUAUGGACCGGUUUCCUUAGAACCUGGGUUCAAUGAGUGACGAUCAGGGGGAGAGAUUCCACCAGGACAUGAAAGAGAUGGAGACCAGGUAUCAGGGUCACUGGGAUGCAGUCAUGAUGGCUGACUACUGUUGGACUCUGAAGAGAGACCUCCCUGCCGCUGAGCAUUCCAGGAGUUCCAAGAAAUGGAAGUUCAAGCCCUGAAGUUUGAAAAAUGGUGAAGCAACAUGCAAUUUACGUGUACUUACCUUUAUCAAUGCCCACCAUUCAGUUUACAGUAAUCAAUGUUUCUAUCACGUAAUCAAUAUAUGUUGUUGGAAAAACAUUUUUUUCUCUUAAAAACAUAUAUAGGAUGAUAUGUGUUGACAAAAAUCAGCUGAUAAUGCCACAAAAAUGUAAUCGAUUUUGUCACAAGAUCUGAUUUUUUUCAAAUCAACAUAGCACAAAAACCUGACCUGAUGGAGAGAAACGGAUGCCAUUUCCUGAUUCAGCAGUGCAAAAAUACCCUAAAUCAAUUGUAGAAAUCUAGACAACAUUCAAAAAGUAAAAAAUUGUUGCCCAGUGUAGGCAUUGUCUACCCCAUGGGUUUCAUCUGGCGCCUUUGUUAUGCACCUUUAGGCACCAGGCAAAAACGUUCCUUUUUAAACCAGGCCUUUGGCUGAUUGACACCCUUUUAAAAUGUGUUGAAAGGGGGUUAUUGAGUUGUUUUUAUUUUGAUUACGUGUUUUGUGUUUUUAUAUUGUGAUUUUAUCUUGUGAACCACCUGUGGGUAUAGGGUGGUAUUCAAAUAAAUAGUAAUAGUAAUAGUGGGACACAGGUGGCGCUGUGGGUCAGACCACCGAGCCUAGGACUUGCCAAUCAGAAGGUUGGCAGUUCGAAUCCCCGUGACGGGGUGAGCUCCUGUUGCUUGGUCCCUGCUCCUGCCAACCUAGCAGUUCAAAAGCACGUCAAAGUGCAAGUAGAUAAAUAGGUACCGCUCUGGUGGGAAGGUAAACGGCAUUUCCGUGCACUGCUCUGGUUUGCCAGAAGCAGCUUAGUCAUGCUGGUCACAUGACCCGGAAGCUGUACGCUUCCUCAGCCAAUAAAGCGAGAUGAGCACCACAACCCCACGAAUGGACCUAAUGGUCAGGGGUCUCUUUACCUUUAAUAGUAAUAGUAAUAGUAAUAAUACCCUGACUAUGUAAACAACGGCUUACUAGAGUUCUACACAGGAGUCUUUCUUCAACCCUGUCUGGAGAUGCCACAUGUUGAACCUGGAACGUUCUGCACACAAAGCAGUUGUUCCACCACUCAGCUGCAGACCUUCCACAGUCAUUGCAUGAAAAUUUAUGUGUGUGGUGGCAAAACUGAGAAUUCUCUAUUUACUUUUAACAAUGAAGGUGAGCCUGGUUCCUGCCAAUGGUUACCUCUUAGCCAUUGGGGGUUAUGACGGCACUGUCCACGUAACCACUGUGGAAGCAUUUGACGUGGAGCUAAAUGGAUGGAGGUAAGCUACCAUCCCCUUUCAGUGAGGCUGCUCUUAUGGGAGUUUCCUGGCCCAGCAACACAACUCUUGAGACCUUGCAUGGCCCCCCCUUGAGGAUGCGGGUGGGGAGAGGAGCCCCCCAAGUUCUUAGCCAGGGCGGUCCAACCUCUCAGUCCAAUGAUGGACUACAUGGAAUUGGCAGAAAUGACUGGCAGAAUCCGUGACCAGGGAGAAGAGUCGGUGGAAGAAGAUUGGAAGAAAUUCAAAGACUAUUUACAGAAAUAUUGCAAAAUUAAUGAAUGUUAGAAUGAUGUUGGAUUGAAGUUAAGUGGUUUCUAGCUGUACAGGCACAAAAGAAUAUGGAAAAAUUGGUUUUUAAUAUGUAAAAUGUAAAAUUUAAAGUUAUAUUACAUCAAGAUUAAAGAUUAGGAUUAAAAAGGAGGGAAAGGAAUUGUUGGAUUAACAUAUUUAACUGGAAUACAGAAGAGGGAGGUAAGAGGAGGUCCGGGAAACAAGUAAACGUAAAAGAAGUGAGGAAAAGAUGAAAUUGUUUUUAAUUUUUUUUUCUUUUUACUUUGUAUUUUUUCUUUUCAUUGUCAACUUUUUCUUUAUUAAUGUGGUUUCUUUCUUUUUUUUUCUGUGAAACUUUAAUAAAUAUUAUCUAAAAAAACCAACAACCUCUCAGUCCAAGUGGGCUGCAAGAGUACUUCGACACAGAGCCCGGGGGCCACACACAGAAUUACAUUUCCCAUAUUGCAAAUAUGCAGUGUAGUUAAUAUUAUUUAAUAUACGCAAGUAAAUGAUAUUAUUUAUUAUUAAUUAAAUAAUAUUUAAUAUGCACAAUAUAUUUAACUGAACACACACACAUGUACACACUUAAUAGAUUUAAUAUAUUUAUUUAUGCACGAACAGAGGUAUGCACUUUCGUUAACAACACAGACAUCGAGUCCCUGUCAGGAUAAAAAGGCACGGUAUAGUAUUAGUAGUAAUAAUAAUAAUAAAUUUUAAUAACAAAUUUUAUUUAUAGCCCGCCCUCCCGAGCCAGAGCCAGGCUCAGGGUGGCUAACAACAGUCAAAUUACAGUAAAAACGUAACAGGAGGGAAAGGGAAAAAAAACCAAUUUAAAAUACAGGUUAAAAUGCAAUUUAAAAUGCAGCCUCAUCAAGACCAUAAGGGGAGGGCAACAUAAGGGUCAGACUGAGUCCGAACUGAAGGCCAGGCGGAACAGCUCUGUCUUGCAGGCCCUGCAAAAAGAUGUCAGGUCCCACAGUAGUAAUUUAUUUUAUAAGGCUUGUAGUCAAAAGGAUUUGAGCCUCUUAUGGAGCCCGUAAAUAAAUACAGCCCAUGAAAAAGGAGGAGGCGGAGGCGUGCAGGGUGGGUGGGGGUCAUCCUCCUCACCUCAGAGUGGAAGACUGAAUCUGUUCCAGAUUCCAGAGUCUGGAGGGAGGGCUACCUUUGGCUGCUACUGGGGGCCUGUUAUUUUGACUUUUAUGCACAAUUUCCUUUAGUUGCUGCUAGUUUAUUACCAGGCUUAAGCUGUAAUUUCUCUCAAUCUUGUGAGGCAGCCUCUGAUUUCCCAAAGGCCAGGAACGUGCAAUACAAGCAGAACGAGUAACGAAACGGGGUCUUCUUAUGACACACGUAUUAAGGCAGACGCUUCCACCAACUCCUCAGUAUUAUUAUUAUUAAUACAGUAACUUGCGUCGCUAACUGUCUGCUUGCAUGGGGAGGGAGGAACAAGUUUUUGGAAGAAAGGAAGCCGCCUCCCCCCGCCCCAAUGGCUUCCUCGAUCAAUGCUGUGCCUUCAGAAGCAGGAGUGAAGAAACUUGCAGAGCCCACCUUGCAUCAGGAAGGCCCCCAGACCCCAGCCUGGCCUUGGGAGGUAGGAGGUGGGAGCCACCUGGUGUGGUGAUGGGUGAGGGGGGGAAUAUCCCCCCACCCCCCAUGGCACAUGACCUUGGAGGGCCUGGCUCACCUCAAGUGUUUUUGCCGGGCCGAAACGUAUUCUUGAACUCUUGCUCACCUGGAAUGAGGAUAGCAAGGGAUCUGUGAGGAAGUGUGGAAACUGGCCUGCUACACAAAGGUGGCAUUUACAUUAGUUGCUCCACCACUUUUGCCUGAGGCCUCACCUAUGUGGCCCCUGGCAUGUCACGAAGACUGGAAUAUGGCCCUCAGGUAGAAAAAUGUUCCCCACCCCUUGCCUUUGCAUCAACAGUAUACGCUCCAUUAACAGCCUCUCUCUUCUCUUGCAGACGUUUUGGAAACACGCAAACCUGCCAUCCAGGUGGAGGUGUCACUGUGAUCAAAACGGCUCCUGAUUAUCUGGAACUUUCUGAGUCGCCUUGGAGCAGAUAAAAAAACAACACACACAGCAGCAGCAAAUUCUGGACUUCCUUGUUUGGUGUUUAGUAUACAAAUGACGCACGAUGCGUUACUAAACUACAUGCUUGACUUCUUCCUGCUCUUCCCCCUCUUUUGAUUGUGUCACCUGUGUCAAAUUUUAGAUUGUAAGCUUCUUGGGGCAGGGACCCCUUGCUAGGCUGCAAAAUGCCCAUGCCCAUUGGUGACCCAUAUAUCAAUAAUAAGCAGGAGACAAUGACACGGUGCUGAUGUUUUAAGUGUUAGUUCUGUGUAUCCCAGAAUAUAUUUAGUUUGUUCUUUUCCUGAAAGUAACUGAAGCUUUGCAGGAAGUGGACUAGAUGCCUUGGAAGUACCUUCAAACUCUACAAUCCUAUGCUUCAAUUGCUUAAUUUGUAGAGGUGCUACAUAGUUGUUAGGAGCUUGUCCUACACUCGAGUAGGACCCUGGCAGAGACACAUGCCCGACUGGCAUGUUCCCUCCCUCCUGGUCAAUCAUUCGGGAGCUUCAAAAGCUUUCUUCUGCCCAAACAUCACAGCGACCAAUGCCAACAGACACCGGCACACUUAGGGAUCCACAGAGUCUUUGCAGCUUGUGUAACAGACCUCAGCAACUCAGCAUUUUGGCUAAUCUGCUUUAUUUACAUAUAAACACACACGGAGCACUGCAACGUGGCUCCCUCUCUCUCUAGCAUCAGGCAGCAAACAGAAUGAACAAAGGACAAUAGUCCCACUUCAUGGAACACAGAAACACAAACAUCCUGUCUCCGUCACUUCCCACUUUGUGGAGUCAAAACAUAUACUGUCAUGUGAUGGACAAAAACCCCAUGACUGCAACCAUGGAGCAGGAAUUCUAACAGUUUACUGGAGGAGGAAGACUCAUCUUUUUCCGUCCGACAAUUCUUUAUUGAAUGCCUCUCGUCUGCCCUAAACCACAAAAUGAACAAACACGCUCACUUCCAGGCCCACUGAAUACGCCUCCUGAGUUUAUCUUCAGAAAGGCAUGGGAGACAGACUUAAUAUAAGGCACUGGUCACUAACAUGGUCUCAUGGGCAUGCACAGAAGUCUUCCAUGGUGCCCACAGGGUCCCCUCUCCCACCCAUCUUCCAGAUGCAAGUAGUUCCUUACCAGGGAUAUAGGAAGCUACCUUACAUUGAGUAAGAGGAUUGGUCCAGCUAUCCCAGUACUGUCUACACUGACUGUCAGCAGCUCUCCAGCAUUUCAGGCAAGAGUGUACCUAGAUAUGCUGAGAACUGAACCUGGCAUCUUUUCUGCUGUGUCACUGAGCUCUUGUCCUUCUCUAACACCUAAUGUUAAGAUUCCAGCCUUCAUGGUUCUGAACAAAGGGUUGAAUUAAGUAGGAACAUGGGAAGGUGUCUUACAGCGAGUCAGAUGACAUGCUUCAGUAUUGACUACACUGACUUGCAUUAGCUCUACAGGGGUUUUGGGCAGGGGAUAUUCCUUGCCCUACCUGGAGAUGCUGGGGAUUGAACGUGAGACCUUCUGCAUGCAAAGCAGAUGUCCUCCCGCUGAGCUAGAGCCCUCCCCUUAGCCCAUAGAAUAAGUGGUCCAUGCGCUUGUGUGGUGCCCAGAGAUUCCAAAAAGUCGGCAACUUUUAAUGUAAAUACAAGCUACAUUAGGGGAGGCAGGUAUUUCUUAUAACUUUCCUAUGCUGCAAGAGAGAAAUUGCCCAGCAGCAAAUUUAUGAGUGCUGUUGGAAGCUAGGCGCAAAUGAACAGGUAUUAUUGCUAGUUCCCAAGUGGCGAGGCUCUGCUGUUUGGCUAAACAUAAUAAACAAAUUUUUAUUAAAGGGUGGAAUUAGAAGCUGGUCUCAUGCUCACCACUCAUUAGAGGGCACUGCUGCAUUAGUAGAUUCACCCAAAUUCGCCUUCGUGGUUACACUCUGAAUUCCUAUUGCCUUUUAAGCAGGGUUCUAUUCUGUUUUGAUUUGCUUUUAGGGAGGGGGUUAUGAUGGAAGGGAUAUUUCAAAAUGUGGCCGUGGAGUUGCUAGUCUUUAUCCCAAUCAUCAAAACCACCCCUGUCUAUUAUUCUGUUUAACGCAAAGCAGAGCAGGUUGCAAUCUCUGCUGCUGUGACCUUAGGCCCCGAGGCUUAAGGAGAUCAGUAUACGGUGCUCUUCAAGGACGUUAAUACUGCUGUUUUUAUUUUCUUUUAGUGUGGUGUAUGUAAAGCGAAUCUUCCCGUCCUGCUAUGCUGUUUCCCCUUGAGUGUCUUUCGACAUCUUGAAAGUUUAAACCAGGGGUCAGCAAACUUACCGCACCUCAGGCCAGUGUCUCCAGUGCCGAUCGCGCGGUGGGCCAGAGGGCGGGGGAGCGCAUGCCCAUACGCUUGCACACACGCUAUUUCCAGCGCACUUCCGGGUCGGAGGAGCACCGGAAAGCUUGUGCGCAUGUGCACGGGCCUCCUCUGACCCGGAUGUGCACCGGAAAUAAUGCAUGUACAUGCGCAAAUAACGCUUGCGCAUGUGCACAAGCUAUUUCCGGUGCUUCUCUGACCCAGAAGUGGGCAGCUGUGCAGCACAGCACAGCACCGGUAAGAGCGGGCAGUGGCGGUUGCCGUGGGCUGGAUAAACGAGUCCCUCAGGCCUUAUCCAGCCCGUGGACCUUAGCUUGGGGAGCCCUGGUUUAAACAUUGCUAGUAUCUAUAUUUAUAGCCAGUGGGGGCUGGUGCCCAUCGGGCAGGUGGCAAAGAAGGCAGGGAUCCCAACAGCAGGUGGCAGCAGAGCUAAUGAUGGGCAGAGCCAACAAAUUCUACUUUUUUCCCCAUCCUCCUCCUCUCUACUGUGUUCUACAAGGGGCAACUCUGAGACUAAGGAGGAGGAAGGAGGCAGCGCCACCCCCUGGACUGGAUCUAAGGAAGAAGGGAGGCAGGUGGGGAGUUCCUGAGGACAGGCUGAAGUUGGUAGGGCAAUGCCCCUAUUUGCUCCCAUGGAUCAGCCUCCACUGCAUGUAUCUAAAUCAAGGGUGCUGAUAUCUCCUUUGAGGCAACCACCAGUGUGGUGUACUGGUUACAGUGCAGACCCUCCAAGUGCCCCUAUUUUCUAGGGACGGUCCCAUGUUUACAAAAGGUGUCUCAGAUUUGAUCUCAGAACGUCCUGCAUUUCCUUAGGAUGUUCCUAUUUUCAUCAGAGAAAUAUUGGAGGGUUGGACUAGGACCUGGGAGACCUGGGUUCAAAUCCCCACAGGGUUGUCGUUGUGAGGCUAAAAUGGGGAGGAGAAGAACAAUGUGUGCCACCUUGAGCUCUUUGGAGGAAAGGUAGAAUGUAAAUGCAAUAAUAAAUAAACAAAUAAAUAAUUACAAUAAUCUGUUGUUUGUUUGUUUUUAAGAUUCCCUUGCUGGUUUUUGCUGUUUUAAAGGAUGUUCUUUAGCUGUUGUGCUUAUGACAAUUUUUAGAUUUCCUUUUUUGUUGCUGUUUUCAUAUAUUUAUAAUGGUUUGGGCUGUUUAUACUCUAGUUUGUUUUUGUACUUUGAAUGGAUUUUGAAAACGCUGCCCAAAAAAGCAAGGCUGUAUAAGCAGUGUAUAAAUGUAGCAGGAAAAUAAGUAAACCCAAGUUC